UUUGACAUGCUCCUAGUUUGCAGCCAUAUUUCGAUAUGUUCUACAGGGAGUUCAGAAUUAUUUCAGGACCAAUCUUUUCCUCAUUCAUUUUCCCGUCGAUCAUGAAAUUUUUAGAGCGGAACAAUUGGUUUCCAGGCGGUCCGAGCGGUUUUCGUGAGAAGGGUGCAAAAAUCGGCGUCAUUUUUAGAGCCUCGACACCAGCUCAACACAGGACCCUAUGGGAGACGGUGAAGUAGCGGGAGCAAUAAAUAGAGCGCUCUAAUUUUAGCUUAUUUCCCUGGUGUGUCACCGACUGAUCUUGUGUUCUCACACAUCCGUUUUGAAAAUAAAGUUUUCAGGAUGAAAAUGCCAAGGAUACAUGAUGCAUCAGCUUCAGAGAUUCUACAGUUCCAGCAGAGCCUUCUGAAAUGGUAUGAUCAAAAUCAUAGAUCCUUGCCAUGGAGGGACAUUGCAGCCAUGGAAGCAGAUAGCAAUAAGAAAGCAUAUGCUGUUUGGGUCUCAGAAAUCAUGCUACAGCAGACCCAAGUUGCCACUGUGGUGGAGUACUUCAAUAAAUGGAUGAAAAACUGGCCAACAGUUGAGGCCUUGGCCACUGCUGACCUGGACGAAGUUCUGAAGGUCUGGUCAGGACUGGGCUACUACUCCAGAGCCAGGAGACUUCAUGAAGGAGCUCAAAAGGUAUGUGCCGACCUGGAGGGCCGGGUGCCGGACUCGGCCGAGGCCCUGCUCCGACUGCCCGGGGUCGGUCGGUACACGGCCGGCGCGGUGGCGUCCAUUGCGUUCGGCCAGCGGACGCCCGUCGUCGACGGUAACGUGGUGCGCGUGAUGGCCCGAGUUCGGGCCGUCGGAGCCGCCUCCGACUCCAAGCCGGUGACCGACUGGCUCUGGAAGACGGCCGGUGAGCUGGUGGAUCCGGACCGGCCUGGCGACUUUAACCAGGCCCUGAUGGAGCUGGGGGCGACCGUGUGUACGCCGCGGGAUCCCGCCUGCCGCACGUGCCCGGUCCGGCCGCAGUGUGCCGCGUACAGGCUGACCGGCCAGCGUAACGGACCCGUGAAGUCCACCUCGGCCGUCUCGGCGCCGGUCGUGGACAUUGAGGAGUGCGGCUCACCGUGCCCGCUCUGCCUGCCUACCGACCUCUGGGAGACGGAGCGGGGAGUGCUCAACUUCCCCCGCAAGCCGCGGAAGGCAGCGCCGCGCGCUGAACAGGUGGCCACCUGUGUGCUGCACAGGGACCGGCGCCGCUUCCUGCUCUGCCAGCGGCCCGAAUCAGGUCUACUGGCGUCACUGUGGGAGUUCCCCUCUGUCCAACUAUCAGAGGAGGAGCCAUCAGACUCGGCCGUGGACUCGGCCCUCCGCCGCCUGCUGAGCGGCUCUCUGGCCCCGCCGGCCGGCCCACUCCAACCCGUGGGGGACAUCACCCACAUAUUCAGUCACAUUCGCCGAGUGUACCGGGCGCGCUCCGCCCCACUGAGCAGGGAAACGGAGGAGCCGCCGGUGCCCGAGGGAUACCAGGCCGCCCGCUGGGUGUCGCGAGAGGAUCUGCUUCAGGCCGGCAUCCCCACUCCGGUCAGAAAGAUUCUGAAGCUGUUCGAGGCUGAGUCUACACCGAAGCGCACCCUUGCCCGGACUACACAGAAGUCUGACGGUAAGCGGCAGGCGUCACUCACAUCGUUUUUCGGGCCAGCGACCCGCCGUCGGCGCACAGAAGAGGCGGAACAGAACUAGUCUGUCGGGGUGUCUUACCUCACUGGGAAGGCAGCGAUUCUCUUGGAGGUCAGUGCCUAUGGUAUGCUGCUACGAGACACUGGUGUGCCUCAGGGAGCGGCCAGUGGGGCUCAACGGUAUUGACGUUUUGCCAUAAUGCGUAGAGAGAGUAGCUCGGCGGGGCGGAGCAGCUGUUGGUGGGACGUGCCUUACCGUUAACCGGCACGUCGGAGUGUGAAGCUACUCAAGACAAGCUAUGUUGGGUUCCUAUUCCAGAUAGGGUGGAUAAUGGAUAGUUUUCGUGCCUCGUGUUUUGAGUGACGUCGUUUGUAGAUCUUUUGCCGAGUUUUAGUGAAUUUUCCAUAGUCGUAACUCCUAAUGUUCUAUCAUUUUUUAGAGGUGAAGUAACCAUGUCGAGUACCUGAAAGCCAUCGCAGAUAGCAUUGACUGGGGAUACGAAACGAGUCAGAAAGACUUUCGUGCCAUUCUCAUUGGGAGUUCCUGUGCCAUUGCUUUGUCGAUGGUCUUUUGCUGAUUAUUCAGCGCAAAACAAACAUACCCGAUGAUAAGCUGUGGUAUUUACCAUGUAGCAGAACAUUUUGUAAGUCUUUUACAAGCUCGUGUCUCCUGUUGGCUCAUGACAGAACGCAAUAUACAAGUUGUUACAAUUUUCAUACAA
Molecule: messenger RNA, 2386 nt
Organism: Amphibalanus amphitrite
Lineage: Eukaryota; Metazoa; Arthropoda; Thecostraca; Balanomorpha; Balanidae
Product: adenine DNA glycosylase-like
Exons: 8
Coding region: 340-1728 (462 amino acids)
Biological process (GO): base-excision repair; mismatch repair
Cellular component (GO): nucleus
Molecular function (GO): 4 iron, 4 sulfur cluster binding; oxidized purine DNA binding; purine-specific mismatch base pair DNA N-glycosylase activity
Source: RefSeq, a predicted model, not a curated record